AUGCAACCUGGACGGUAUCAACAUACGGAAAUUACUUGCCAUACCGAUUUCACAUCACCGCGUCUGGUUCUGUACACCUACAAAUCUGCACGAUGGCCUUUCAUCGUUCGGCGAAUAAAGCGUUCACCUUUCCAACCGGUCAAUCGAAUUGGCCAGACUCCCAGGGAUCAACGUGUGCUUCGAAUAGAAGCACAAAUGCAUGGAUUGGAUGAUCUGUUUCAUGUAGCAAGGUCUUCUACUUCUGCUGAGAAUGAUCGAUGGGUAAAACGAGCGCGUUUUCAUCUCGGUCGAUGGUUUGGUUUAACCUCCAUGGAUAAGAAAUCUGAUUUGCACUGUACUGACCAGCAGAAUUCAUUUGGCUGCGAUGAUAUCUCUCUGACUGAUGCUUCUCAUCUGGCUACGGACUGUCCACAAAAGGCGCCACCUACGCAUGAAAUGGUCCAUGGUUUCGACUGCGAACCGUUGAUGCUUUUCCUCGAGUCUGGUGAGACUUGCCUACUCCGAUUCGACGCGAGUCCGGAUCGCGACCAAUGCCUACGUGCGUUGCAUGGAAUACUGAAUAAGAACAAACUACUACGAGGCUAUCCAGAUAUGGAUUACGUCUGGACGGCAACUGUCCGGUACAAAAUUCGAGCCACUCACUUCCCGCUCACUUCACUUCCCGCAUCGGGGUUUGCAAACUCUGUGGGACGACGGUUUCUAUGUCUUACCGUGUCAGAAUUUCUGAUCGUGCACUGCAAUUUGCGCCAACCGGAAUUGGUUUGCCCAUAUUCAUUUGUGCGACAAUGUGCCUCACGCAGAGAUGGUCAGUUUCGUCUUUGGCUCGGGCGCGCUUCUCCUCUGGGUGAAUGUGAGGUAGUGUUGCAAAUGUCCAGUGCCAUGGUAGCCCGAUUCACCCAUGAAACAUUCACUCGGUUGAUGACUCAGUGCGGGACGCGAUAUCGACAGCUCCGCUCAAGCUUUGUCAGCGAUCUGAGCACGGAAUUCAUAGAACACCUCCCCAGAUUGCCACGUCCCAGUACCGUGAUUCACACCGCCGCUUCAAGCAAUCCGACAGAAACCAGACCAAGCCGAGUGAGUUUCGGAAUUGAAUCGAACCAGUCUGACGGAUCCAAACCGGCGCCUGCUCUGUCCAAUUCUGUUGAACGUUCAUGGGACACGCUUAGUCGGGGAACAUCUCCACCGGGAACUGAAUGGGCUUCUAGCUUCGGUCAUUCUGGACGAUCCAUGCGGCGCACCAGGUCAUUUGAUGCUGCUGAAUUGUUCCCGUCAAGAAAAACCAAACACAAAAUAUGCUCACAUCGGAAGACGCAUAGCGCAGGUGGACGUGUCAAUCUCCCUUCCAUAGCCGCUCCAGGCUCAUCACUAUCCCCGAACCAGUCGGUUAGUGUGGUUACUGUUCGUUUCACCCUGUUAUCUGGUUCCAUGGGGAAUAAAUAUUGA
Echinostoma caproni is the source of this 1443-nucleotide messenger RNA. NCBI's taxonomy places the organism in Eukaryota, Metazoa, Platyhelminthes, Trematoda, Plagiorchiida, Echinostomatidae. The record is from the annotation of a GenBank genome assembly.